AAUCACAGGAUGUUCUGAGCUGGAAGGGACCCACAAGGAUCAUCAAGUCCAGCUCUGGAGUGAAUGGCCCAUUCCAGGACUGGCCCCACAACCUGGCUGUUUUUAGCACCAGGCUCUGACCUGCUGAGCUCAUCUCAGGGUUCUGUGGCUGGUGGCAGGAGGUGGCAGCAUGAGCGAGUUCCGCAUCCACCACGACGUGAACGAGCUGCUGAGCCUGCUGCGUGUGCACGGCGGUGAGGGCGCCGAGGUCUACAUCGAGCUGCUGCAGAAGAACCGCACGCCCUACGUCACCACCAACGUCUCUGCCCACAGUGCCAAGGUGAAAAUAGCAGAGUUUUCUCGAACUCCUGAAGAUUUUUUAAAGAAGUAUGAUGAGCUGAAGUCUAAAAACACAAGACAUCUGGAUUCUUUAGUUUAUCUGCUGUCCAAACUCACCGAAGACAAAGAGACACUCCACUACCUGCAGCAAAAUGCAAAAGAAAGGGCAGAACUGGCAGCAAAUGCAGGCACCAGCAGCAGCAGCACGAAUUUCUCCAUCCCCUGCUCCACCUCCAAGAUGUCUCUGCAGGAGCUGGAGGAGCUGCGCAAGCAGCUGGGCAGUGUCACAGCCAGCUCCAGUGCACAGCAGCCUCUCGAGCUUACCCGAAAAAUCCUCCGGGAUAAGCAGAACAAGAAGAAUUCUGGGCAGCCCAUUCCAGUAUUUCCAUCCUGGGUCUAUGAGAGACCUGCACUCAUUGGGGAUUUCUUAAUUGGCACCAGCCUAAGCACUGACACAACAGUACCAAUAGGCACUUUGCCACUGGCCUCCCAGGAAUCCAUGAUUGUGGAGGACUUGCUGUACGUGCUGAUUGGAGUGGAUGGCAGGUACAUCACAGCACAGGCCCUGGUGGGCAGGCAGAACAGAGCCUUCUCACUUGAUCCAAACCUGGACUUGUCCAUCAAGGAGUUGGUGACCAGGAUUCUUCCUGUGGCUGCCAGUUACUCUGCUGUCACCAGGUUUAUAGAGGAGAAGUCCUCCUUCGAGUAUGGACAGGUAAAUCAUGCUCUGGCUGCAGCCAUGAGGACUCUAAUCAAGGAAUACAUGAUAUUAAUUACCCAGCUGGAGCACCUUCAGAGGCAGGGCCUGCUGUCACUGCAGAAGCUGUGGUUUUACAUCCAGCCCACAAUGAGGACCCUGGAGAUUCUGGCUUCACUGGCUACUUCUGUGGAUAAGGGUGAGUGUAUGGGAGGAUCAACCCUGAGCUUGCUCCAUGACAAGACUUUCAAUUACACAGGGGACAGCCAGGCUCAGGAGCUGUGCCUGUAUUUAACCAAGGCAGCCAGCGUGCCUUACUUUGAAAUCCUGGAAAAGUGGAUAUAUAGAGGCAUCAUUAAUGAUCCAUACAGUGAGUUCAUGGUGGAGGAGCACGAGCUGCAGAAGGAGAAGAUUCAGGAGGACUAUAAUGACAAGUACUGGGAUCAGAGAUACACUGUUGUCCAGCAGCAGAUCCCCUCCUUCCUGCAGAAAAUGGCUGACAAAAUCCUAAGCACAGGCAAAUAUUUAAAUGUUGUGAGGGAAUGUGGGCGAGAUGUCACCUGCCCUGUGGCCAAAGAGGUCAUCUACACUUUAAAGGAGAGAGCCUAUGUGGAGCAAAUAGAAAAAGCAUAUAACUAUGCCAGCAAAGUUCUUCUGGACUUCCUGAUGGAGGAGAAAGAGCUGGUGGCUCACCUAAGAUCUAUAAAACACUAUUUCCUGAUGGAUCAAGGGGACUUUUUUGUUCACUUCAUGGAUCUGACAGAGGAGGAACUGAAGAAGCCUGUGGAUGACAUCAUAACAACAAGGCUGGAGGCUCUGCUGGAAUUAGCCCUGAGAAUGAGCACAGCCAACACUGAUCCCUUCAAGGAUGAUUUAAAGAUUGACUUGAUGCCCCAUGACCUCAUCACACAGCUGCUGAGGGUGUUGGCCAUAGAAACAAAGCAGGAGAAAGCCAUCAUCAGUGCAGAGCCCACAGAGCUCACCCUCAGCGGCCUGGAGGCCUUUUCCUUCGACUACAUUGUGAAGUGGCCUCUGUCCCUCAUCAUAAACAGGAAAGCACUGACAAGGUACCAGAUGCUUUUCAGACACAUGUUCUACUGCAAGCACGUGGAAAGGCAGCUGUGCAAUGUUUGGAUCAGCAAUAAGACAGCCAAACAAUUCUCUCUGCAUUCAGCUAAGUGGUUUGCUGGUGCUUUCACACUGCGGCAGCGGAUGCUGAAUUUUGUGCAGAAUAUCCAGUAUUACAUGAUGUUUGAAGUGAUGGAGCCAACAUGGCACAUCCUGGAGAAGAACCUGAAGCUG
Zonotrichia albicollis (white-throated sparrow) is the source of this 2317-nucleotide messenger RNA. The record is from RefSeq and is a predicted model, not a curated record. NCBI's taxonomy places the organism in Eukaryota, Metazoa, Chordata, Aves, Passeriformes, Passerellidae.